CGCCUUCGGAACUCGACCAGGCUCGACCGCAGCAACGAUGAACGAAUAUACAUUCUUUCAGCAUUCCUCACCAUCUGAAAGCACUAUCUCUACUUCUUCUGUGUGUUUUGAACAAAAUUUUCUACUACCAACUCUAAUUAGCUAUCCAGACAAAUUCCAUGGUUGAGAUCAAGCGAACCGAUCCUCCGCAACCUUCCGCAAAUGAAGAUUCCAAAUACCGUCUGUUGUACACAAAGUCCAAAGUUUAUGUUAAUCCCACUGCAUAUGCUAGAGAUAACAUUCCUGGGUUCAUCUCUCUUGUGAAACGGGAUGCUCCAAAUCCAUCGUAUUAUCUGGCCUGGAUCCCAGAGACUCUUUUAAACGAAAGAGGCGCUACUGAGUGGGAUAAGUUUGUCAAGGUAGAAGAGAAAGCUGAUCUAGACGACGAAGAUAACGACGUAGUUUUGAUUGACUUGCCGACACAAAGACCAGAAUCGUAUGCAUUCUCUGUUUCUCUUACCCAAAUCUACUCUCUGCUUGUAUAUCCCCCUUCAUUCUCAUCCUGGCACGGAUCGAUACACAUCAAUCUUUAUAGCGGAACGACGCUACCAACCCUCUAUUUCCACGAUAACGAAUCGCACUCUUUCACGAUGCCUCUACCGAAAUCUCCACAAAGUCAUACGGGAUCAAGUAUCACCGCUUAUCCUCCACCACCGUCUCUGUCAUCGCCUAUAAAUUCCUCCAGCUCUUGGGGUGGCGAAGAUUUUAUCGCGCGCUUGAAAUGUUAUGCUCACGUAUUGCGGUCAAAUCUACAGCCUUCCUUAUUUCUUGUUGACCCGUCACGUUCAGACAUCGAAACUCACUCGACACAAAUAUUUGAUGAUGAUGCUGUCGAUGAUAUAUUAGCCCAGUCAUCGUACGCGAAUUCUCAUUCACCUGUCCCAGCACAUCGCAAACCUCGACCCUUGAGUUCUCCUCCUCCGACAUCCUCCUUAUCUCCAAACCCUUAUUCACAUCGAUCUUCUGUUCUCCAUCGUUCUCUCGGGUCAAUGUCCUCUAAUGCACAAUCAUCAUCCCAAGCUCGGAUGGCUCUGCUCCAGUCCUUCUCAAAUAUCACGCGAGCGACACGUCAUGCAGCCCAAAACAUUCUCUCCCAUCCACUUGCCAAGCCUAUUGUUCCCCAUUUACCAGAUCCUGUCAAGAGUCUUGUCAAUGUCAACGGAGAUUUGAAGUGGGGGAGCUGGGUUGAAAAGGGUGGUGUGGGAGAGUUUGAGAGUGCUAGGGUGUAUCUGGCGCGGUGGGCAAGGAUCGUGGCGGAAGAAGGUGAACGAGCUAGGAGGCGCGAAUCUCAAGCUGUUGGGACCUCCGUGUCUUCGAGUGUGACGGAAGAGACAUCUUCUUUGGGAGUAUUCGAGUUGCUACAUUCUGCAUCCAAUCUUCCCACUCCGACUACGUCAAGAGACCCAGCUCAUCCAAUCGACCAGAAGUGCUGGUUCGAUUGGUUCGGAGUAGAUGGUCGACCAAAAGUGAGAUUGGAAGAGAUGAAACGAGAGGUGUUCAGAAGGGGCGUUUCCGACCAAGGCAGGCUGAGGCAAAUAGUAUGGCCAUUCAUUUUGGGCGUGCUGGAAUGGGAUGUUACAGGAGAGGAGAGAGACGCCAAAUGGGAAGCGAAGAGAAAACAAUAUCAUGCCCUCAAAGACCAAUGGUGUGGCGUUCCCGAGGUGUUUGAAAGACCGGAUAUCAUUGAUGAACGACAUCGCAUCGACGUAGACUGUCGUAGGACAGAUCGGACGCAACCACUGUUUUCUACACCUUCCGAAACUCUUCCCAGCAAAUCAUCAGAAAUAGACGAUGAAAAAGCGCGUCUUCAGCGAUUUUCCAUCAUAUCCCCGGACCUAGUUGACAUAGGUUCACAAUCACCGAGCAAUGAGCAUAUCGACCGUCUUGCCGGAAUCUUACUCACAUACAAUCUAUACGAACGGGAGCUAGGAUAUGUGCAAGGCAUGUCAGAUCUUUGCGCACCCAUUUACGUUGUGAUGCAAGCGGAGGAGGAAAUGACCUUUUGGUGCUUCGUGGAGGUCAUGAACCGUAUGAAACAAAAUUUCCUUCGAGACCAAAGUGGCAUGAAAAAGCAGCUUUCGACGCUCCAGCAAUUAAUAGAGGUCAUGGAUCCUGAACUUUAUCGACACCUUGAAAAAGCCGAUGCCCUCAACCUAUUCUUUUGUUUUCGCUGGGUGUUAAUCGCAUUCAAGCGAGAAUUUCCUUUCGACGAAGUACUGAGAUUAUGGGAGGUCUUAUGGUCGGAUUAUUACAGCAAUUACUUUGUCCUAUUCGUUGCGUUAGCGAUCCUAGAGUCACAUAGAGAUAUCAUUAUCAGAUACCUCGUCGAGUUCGACGAAAUCUUGAAGUACUGCAACGAACUCAGCAUGGCAAUCGAACUCGACUCAACCUUGGCCCAGGCGGAAGUGCUGUUCCUUUCGUUCGCUCAACUCGUGGCAGAUAUCGAUCGACGACAGGCUGAAGAAUCAUCAUCAUCCUUGCGAGGACUUCGUCAUCGCGGAACCGACGUCGCGGGCGAGCCUUUCUCUUCAUCGACAAAGAUAGUGUUGUCUGAAUAUUUGAGGGAUCUGUUGAAAGCAGGAAGGACUUGAUUUUGUAUAGACGCUAAUCGUACGCCCGCUUGCAUCUUCAGUAGAAUAUGUAGUACUAGUAGUAGUAGCUGUAAUAUUGGUGCCGAUUCAGUAAGGUUCCCGACAGAAACGUCUAUAACCUUGUAACUAUUUUGCAG
This is a messenger RNA of Lentinula edodes (shiitake mushroom), 2767 nucleotides long. RefSeq names its product RabGAP/TBC. The transcript has 12 exons. Gene Ontology annotation, molecular function: GTPase activator activity. NCBI's taxonomy places the organism in Eukaryota, Fungi, Basidiomycota, Agaricomycetes, Agaricales, Omphalotaceae. Bases 159 to 2630 code for a protein of 823 amino acids. Gene Ontology annotation, biological process: activation of GTPase activity. The record is from RefSeq and is a predicted model, not a curated record.